UUGGUGGCAUGGACUACCGACCACCGCACCGCCAAUUGAACGCAAUUAGCAUAAGCAGAUUAUAAAAUAUAAAAUGUACCCAAAUUCGCGGAGGAUGAAGGCAGGAACGCUGACGCUUGUGCUGGUGAAUCUCGCCGGAAUAAUGGAAAGAGCUGACGAAUCGCUGUUACCGGGAGUCUACAAAGAGGUCGGGGAAGCUCUUCAUUCCGGCCCAACCGCCCUGGGCUUCCUCACUCUCUUCCGAUCGAUGGUGCAGGCAAUUUGCUACCCCCUCGCCGCUUACUUGGCGGCUCGCCAUAAUCGGGCCCACGUCAUCGCAUACGCCGCAUUCCUUUGGUCUGCCGCAACCUUCCUCGUCGCCUUCUCGUCCACCUUCUUCCAGGUAGCAGUUUCGAGAGCUUUGAAUGGAAUUGGCCUUGCCAUUGUUGCACCAGCAAUUCAGUCCCUCGUUGCUGAUUCAACUGAUGAUUCUAGCCGUGGUACGGCUUUUGGGUGGCUUCAGCUCACAAGCAAUCUUGGUUCGGUUAUUGGUGGAUUGCUCUCGUUAUUGAUAGCUCCAGUUACUUUGAAGGGAAUUCCUGGCUGGAGGAUUUCUUUUCACCUUGUUGGCAUAGUCAGCGUCAUUGUGGGGUUACUAGUUUGGUUAUUCGCCAUUGACCCUCACUUUCCGAAAGGUUGCACGAGCGCUAGUGAUCAAGCUCCCCGCAAGUCCUUCAAAUCAGAUGUGAAAGACCUUGCUCAGGAAGCCAAAUCAGUGAUCGGGAUCCCUUCCUUUCAAAUUAUAGUAGCUCAAGGUGUUAUGGGUUCGUUUCCCUGGUCAGCUUUGUCGUUUGCUCCAAUGUGGUUGGAGCUAACUGGUUUCUCUCACGAGAAGACAGCCGCCCUCAUGGGCACAUUCAUUGUGGCAAACUCCCUUGGUGGUGUAUUCGGAGGCAUGAUGGGUGAUUUCUUAUCCAAGCGCCUCCCAGAUUCUGGCCGAAUAAUAUUAUCACAGAUAAGCUCGGGAUCUGGUAUCCCUCUCUCAGCAAUUCUUUUGCUGGCGGUGCCUAACAAUCCGUCUACUGGGCUCGUACAUGGUAUUGUCAUGUUUAUUACGGGUUUCUGCAUAUCUUGGAAUGCAGCUGCCACGAACAAUCCAAUUUUUGCAGAAAUAGUCCCAGAGAAAUCUCGAACAAGCAUCUACGCAUUAGACAGAUCCUUUGAGUCCGUAUUUUCAUCAUUCGCUCCUCCCACAGUCGGACUACUGGCUCAAUACGUCUACGGAUAUAAGCCCAUCAUUCCAGAUGGUUCAGACAGCAUCUCUACUGAUAGAGAGAACGCUGCAUCUUUGGCCAAGGCUCUUUUUGCUGCAAUAGCUCUCCCAAUGGCUUUGUGUUGCGUCAUAUACACUUUCCUCUACCGGACUUACCCAAAAGACAGAGAUCGUGCCCGGAUGAAAGCUAUCAUGGAGUCGGAGAUUCAGCUGAUGGAUUCCGAAUCUUUACAAGCUGGAGGAGACCAUGUUCAGAUUGAAUCUGGUGAAACAAGGGAGCUUAAUCUUGAUGGAAAAAUCAUUCUAGUGCCUUUUGAAGACUAUAGUGAUGAAAGAAGACUACUCGUUACUCAGUAAUUACAUCGUUGUAUGGUUGAGGCGCGGAAUGUUUAUUCGUUCAUGGUGAGACCACUAUGCCAUAUUGACUGUACAGAUAAAUCUGAUCCUCAAUGCGCUGGCAUCGUACGUGCACCAUCACCUAUUCCUUCAUUCGGCAGGUAAGUUCUUGCUUGACCACAUAACCGGUAUUUUAGCUUCGAUACUCUUUAAUGCGAUGCCAAUGAAGAAACCUUAGUAAUGACUGGAAUAGUGAUGAAUUUAAUUUUGUUA
This is a messenger RNA of Salvia hispanica, 1861 nucleotides long. It is a transcript of the gene UNE2, whose product is annotated as Major facilitator superfamily protein. Gene Ontology annotation, cellular component: membrane. Gene Ontology annotation, molecular function: transmembrane transporter activity. Lineage: Eukaryota; Viridiplantae; Streptophyta; Magnoliopsida; Lamiales; Lamiaceae. Gene Ontology annotation, biological process: transmembrane transport. The record is from RefSeq and is a predicted model, not a curated record.